Molecule: messenger RNA, 831 nt
Organism: Rosa chinensis
Lineage: Eukaryota; Viridiplantae; Streptophyta; Magnoliopsida; Rosales; Rosaceae
Product: BRI1 kinase inhibitor 1
Exons: 1
Coding region: 153-749 (198 amino acids)
Cellular component (GO): plasma membrane
Molecular function (GO): kinase inhibitor activity
Source: RefSeq, a predicted model, not a curated record
GCUAGUACUCUCUUCUCCACUGCUUCCUCAUCCCCUUAUCUCUCUCUCUCUCUCUCUCUCUCUCUCUGCCCAACCCCAAAAGCCAAAGACCUCAGAUUAUAGUAAGUGAGUGAGAAAGAAUCAGAAACUGGGUUCUGAUCCUUGAUUGAGUUAUGGACACCCAUCUGCUUGAAAAGACCAGAGAAAAAGCUGCAGGCAACAACAUGCUUCAAGAAAAGCCACAGUCACCGGUUACAGCCUCACCACCCUCAGCUUCCUCUUCUCCUUCUCAUGAAUUCUCCUUCACAGUCUCUCUUCAUCACUCUUCUUCCACAUCAAUCCCUGAUCAUAGUAAGAACAACAACAAAGCCAAAACUCCGCCUUCUUUCGCUAUUGACUUGUCUCCUGCAGAUGACAUUUUCUUCCAUGGCCAUUUGCUUCCUUUGCAGUUCCUCUCUCACCUUCCUAUCUCUCCUCGCUCCUCUACUAACUCCUUAGAUAGCUUCACUCUUCCCAUUAGAGACUUAGUAGACGAUCAAGAACCAACCAAGGAAAGCAACAACUGUAGCACAGCAUUGGGAGCAACAACAUCAUCAACAAGAAGAAGAGCAACAGCAGCAGCAAUAUCCAAGAGAGCAAGAGCCGCAAUGGCGAGACGAGGGGAGAACCAAGUCCAAGUCCUUUUCGAUUUUCGGGUUACCAAAAAGGCGAAAAGAUUGCGAAGAGAGGGAGGACAAGGAGGGGAAGCACAAGAGGAAGAUGAGGUUUGAUGUGAGUAAUAUACUAAAGAGGUAUGUGAGGAUGGUCAGGCCCUUAUUGUUCUUUAGGGGAAGAAAGAGAAUGUCCAUUUUA